This is a messenger RNA of Cercospora beticola, 2930 nucleotides long. NCBI's taxonomy places the organism in Eukaryota, Fungi, Ascomycota, Dothideomycetes, Mycosphaerellales, Mycosphaerellaceae. The record is from RefSeq and is a predicted model, not a curated record.
GCUUCGGCGUGAUCCUUUGGCUGGGCCGCUGAAGUCAGAACAAGGCGCCGCGGCUGAAGCAAGUACCAGCCUUCAUCUCUGGUUGUCUCCCCUUACGAAUGGCAGCACGAGGCGCAGUACUUUCGAUUGCACAAAUACUGCUGUUGCUCGACGCUCUCCUUGCUGAUCUGGACUACCUUUCAUUGCAAGAUCUCUUCGACUGAGUGAAGCAGCACAGUUCCAUUCUGUCAUGGCCCCCAUCAUACUUCGCCCUCAUUCAUGUGAACAUUGCGAGAAGAUCGUGUUCGACCGAACAAUUCGGCCGCCCCCUCCUUCAAACUCUCCAAGGACAUGGGACGAUCUCCACGAUUCCAACGAUGCUGACUUGCGGGCCAGGACUCUUCCUGACUUUACCCUCGCACAUCUCCUUGAGGGCAGCGAAGAUGGCUGCGAAUUGUGUUCAUGGAUUUUGAAUGACGAAUGUAUAACUCUAGAGACAAUAGCGGGACUUUGUUCAUGGAUUGCGGAUGACAUGCUGCGAAAGUCAAUGGAACAAGCCUCCAUGUGGGUAACCUCCUUGAUUCCAUCCACUCCAGAGCAAACGACGCGUGCACUGGCGAACGAGAAGCCGAAAGAUUUUGAAAAAAUGUGCCUAUUUCUCGGCGCAAAAAUCGAUGCGGAUAUUUUGCGGGUGGAGUUUUUCGGGCUUUGGGACCCAGACGGCAACCAAAUCGUAUGUCGCACCCGACAUGGAUUCCGAGUCCAAGUUCCUGAAGACAGUCCCGCUGCCGCAUAUGUAACCACCAGGCCAAUAGAUGAUGAAGCCGGAUCGUCGGAAACGUUCGCGAAGAUAUCUCUAUGGCGCGCCACCUGUCUUCAAGAACACCACGACAGCUGUCCAACUCCGAACUCUACAUUCGUGCCCAAACGACUGGUCGAGGUGCAAGAUGCUGACGGCUUUGAUUGUUUACGCUUGCGCGAAACAGAGCACGUGGGCCAUCCACCUUACAUCCCAUUGAGUUACUGCUGGGGAGACGACCAAGCGAUUAUCUCGACGAGAACGACAGUUUCUACCUGGAUGAAAUCUAUACCGUAUGACCACCUGCCACAAACUCUGAAAGAUGCGAUCACCGCCUGUCGCAACCUGCAAGUCCGCUUCUUGUGGGUGGACGCGCUGUGCAUUGUACAAGAUGACGACCAGGACCGAUCCCAACAAAUUGCACUGAUGCCACAAAUAUACAGAAAUGGACAACUCACAAUUGCGGCAGCUUCAGCUGCAGAUGCGAGAGAGGGAUUUCUCCACAGACGACAGUUGCCGAACUCAGAGACCACCGCUUUCACUUUGCCUUACGUGUGUCCCGAUGCUGAGAAGAGCCAUAUAACUUUGUACCGUCUUGACGAAAGAUCAUCUCCCCUCGAUACGAGAGCAUGGACUAUGCAGGAGCGGCUGCUCUCACCACGCACACUGGAAUUCUCGAAUCACCAAGUGCGCUGGCUAUGUCGUGGUUGCCUCGAUCAACCAGGUUGGACCGACGGAUGGCUCAUGAAACCCGAAGUUGAUUCCCGCCAGCACAACAUCCUGCCGAAAGAGGUUUUCGGCCGAGCUUUCAAUACUGCUCAGCUGGUACCCCAAACCAAUAAUCUAACGGAUCCGAAAGCAAGUAAAAAAGACUGGUAUGCUCUCGUCCGAGCCUAUACCCAUCGUGCACUCAAGAGACCAACAGAUCGAAUAUUGGCAUUAUCUGGUCUUGCGAAAGAAUACAGUGUUGCGGUCGACGAUGCAUACCUUGCUGGUAUGUGGCGCAAGUCACUGCUCACCGAGCUGCUAUGGACCGUGGAGGGAACUACGUAUCCUGCACCGACUUCAUUUCAGGGUCCGUCAUGGUCUUGGACAUCUGUAAAUGGUACGAUCAACUUCAAAGGUCAAUAUGGAUCAUUUCAUGGCCGUUCGGAAGAACAAGCGUGGGCCAAAGUUGUAGACUGUAAUCCGACCCUUGUUGAAGGCAGCGCACCAUUCGGAGCUGUCAAAGAAAAUCAAAGCAGUCUGGUGCUCGAAGCAAGACUUUUACCUGCUAUGCUGCUCCCCUCGAGUCCUCCAAGUGGUCUCAGGUCGAGUGAAGAGCACCAAGCCAUCGUAAUGAAAAUGAACGACGAUGGCAAGAUGCAACAAUUUCGGGUCGAGAUCGAUGCUUCUGACUUCGCAAACCGCGCGGCAGAAACAGCUCCGAGCUGGACCGAGAUCGUGCUUCUCGAGUUAUUCAGCACAUUCAUGAGCAGUCAAUGGACUAUUAAAGGUCUGGUUCUGCGCAGUGGGACACUGUCUAGAUUCCAGAAUAGCGAGGUGGAACAGCGCCCAGUGGUGGAAGCACAAAACGACACAGGCAGCUUCGUGAGCGGCCCACUCAUUCCAGAAUCAACUCCUCCGGCAUCGAGCACGGACUAUCUACGCUAUCAAAGAAGACUUCAGCAGGUGAAGCAGCAGAGAGAAAUGGAAGCGAACAGGCUAUAUCAGCAAAGGAAUGAGCCCGACGAGAACGUCUUCUACCGCGUCGGUAUGUUCGAUUACACUUCGAGCUACAGCCAGGAAGCCUACAACAAGAACGCGCUCCGAGAGUGCAAUUGGUUUAAGUACUGCGUUCCACGAGCGGCGAAGAUACUGUAGCCGAAAAAAAUUUUCAACUGGAAUUCCGCACGGAACGGCGAGUCGAGCAUCUACAAAUGAGGCCGCCAGCUAAGCACCGCACCCACGCACUGGGCUUUCAUCCUUUUCUACAAAUUUCAUCCCCAGUAAACUUUCUGUUUAAGUGUUUGCCACCUAGAAUCUCCUCACGAAACCAAGAUAAACUGGCCUAUAGACACGCAAUAGAUCUCUUGUACUAUAGCCGCAAUAUUGCCUCGGGUUGAGCAUUUGAUCUAGCUUACUUGUCGCGCAGCACAGUACUCUAUACCAC